Anopheles coustani is the source of this 501-nucleotide messenger RNA. It is a transcript of the gene mRpL55, whose product is annotated as large ribosomal subunit protein mL55. Lineage: Eukaryota; Metazoa; Arthropoda; Insecta; Diptera; Culicidae. Gene Ontology annotation, cellular component: mitochondrial large ribosomal subunit. Gene Ontology annotation, molecular function: structural constituent of ribosome. Gene Ontology annotation, biological process: translation. The record is from RefSeq and is a predicted model, not a curated record. The transcript is spliced from 3 exons. The coding region runs from base 44 to 391 and encodes 115 amino acids.
UUUAUUCCUGGAUUCAAUUGCCGGCAGCAGUAAGUUUCGCAAAAUGUCCUUGCAAAUAGCGCGUUUAGUUCCACGUUUGGCCCCGUGCACCAGCUUUGCCAUUACAAGAAGUCUUUCGUCAAACACAGCAGCUAUCGUGAAGGUGCAUCGCAGUAUUUAUGCUCGUCGGUAUCCCACGAUGAUGGUGUUACCGAAUGGUGCUACGAUCAAUAUCAACUACCACGAGCCAAGACGAAUUAUCAAGCUCCCACUUGACUUGAGUCUUCUCUCGGAAGCGGAGAGGAAAGCCCGUAUCGAGAAACGCAAACCGAAGCAAAAGAUCCGGAUUGAGGACGAUGUUGAGGAUACGUUUAACGCGAACAAGUACUUGAAGUACAUGAAAAAGAAAUAGGUUUUUGCAGUGUAACUAACAAAUAGUUGUAGAUAAAACUGCGUAGCGCAAAAUGAUUCGCACGAUUGAAAAUAAAUUAUGUGAAAUGUUAACGAAUUUCGGGUUGCUGC